Glycine soja is the source of this 2435-nucleotide messenger RNA. RefSeq names its product protein FAR1-RELATED SEQUENCE 6-like. Lineage: Eukaryota; Viridiplantae; Streptophyta; Magnoliopsida; Fabales; Fabaceae. Gene Ontology annotation, biological process: regulation of DNA-templated transcription. Gene Ontology annotation, molecular function: zinc ion binding. Bases 378 to 2348 code for a protein of 656 amino acids. The record is from RefSeq and is a predicted model, not a curated record. The transcript has 2 exons.
CUUCCUGUGAAAACGAAUUUUCAGUUUCGCUAUGAUUGUCACUUCAAGAAUUUUGCAUGUCUUGGUAGGGCAAACUCUGCAAAUUUUGUAGAUUGUUCUUUUUAACUAAGUUGAUUAUGUAAUUGGCUCUUGCUUUAUAGAAUUGUUAGUUUAUAUUUUCAAUACUAAUAUACUGUAGCCUUCACCCUUCUCCAUGUGGAUUCAUGAGCUAAAAAGUUGUUUUGAAGGUCUGAGUAUAAUUCAAGUAAACAUGGUUGUUUUAAAUUGCAGUUGCGGUCUCAAUUUCAUCACAAUCCUUGAUUUUGCGAUAAAUUGUGAACAAAUGUGACCGUAUUAGCUGUAAUUGCAGCCGCGGUGACCCUAAAAACCUUGAGGAAAUGGGUGAACUAUAUCACUCACACGCUCCAUUAGACAUUAAUUCUAGUGGGAGUGAGGAAAACUUGAUCUCUCAUUCACCAGAAGAAAUUAAGCUUGAACCCAUUAGUUUUGAUGAAAAUGAUGCUUGUCCUGUGCCACGGCCUGGAAUGGUAUUUAGUUCAGAGGCUGAGGCGAGAUUUUACUACACCAAAUAUGCCCACCAAAUGGGCUUCGGCAUCAUGACUAGAACCUCAAAGAAGGGACAUGAUGGCAAAGUUAAAUAUUUAAUACUUGUAUGCUCUGAAAUAACAAGAAGUGAUGCAUUAAGGAAACAAUAUUGUGCAGCUAGGAUCAAUUUGACUUUACGUAAAGAUGGAACCUACCGAAUUAAUGCAGCUACUCUUGGUCAUAGUCAUGAAUUGGGUUCACAUCAUCUACUCUCAAGUGAUAUUGAGAUGAGGGGUAAAAGGACAUUGGAUCAAGAAGUUAUUGACAUGGGUGUUAACAGGAUAUCAUACAAAAAUGAAUGCAGAAACCACCUUCAGAAAGAAAGACAUUUGAUUGGGGAGAAUGGAGAUGGUGAAGCCCUUCAGAAGUAUUUGGUGAGGAUGCAAGAACAGGAUGGGAACUUCUUCUAUGCAAUUGACUUGGAUGAUUUCUUCCGUGUGAGGAAUGUUUUUUGGGCAGAUGGAAGGAGUAGAGCUGCAUAUGAAUCGUUUGGUGAUGUGGUGACAGUUGAUACUACAUGUCUUUCUAAUCGCUACAAAGUGCCACUUGUAACUUUUGUUGGAGUUAACCAUCAUGGGCAAUCUGUACUGUUUGGUUGUGGGCUGUUAUCAUGUGAAGACUCAGAGUCAUUUACUUGGCUGUUUCAAUCAUUGUUGCAUUGCAUGUCUGGUGUGCCCCCACAAGGAAUCAUAACAGAUCAUUGCUGCAAGGCAAUGCAGAAGGCAGUUGAAACUGUAUACCCCUCCACUCGACAUCGGUGGUGCUUAUCAAAUAUAAUGGAAAAACUUCCCCAACUAAUCCAUGGACAUGCUAAUUAUAAGUCCUUAAGAAAUCGUUUGAAGAAUGUUGUAUAUGAUGCACCCACAACAAGUGAAUUUGAGGGGAAAUGGAAGAAGAUUGUGGAGGAUUUUGACCUCAAGGACAAUAAAUGGUUGAAGGAGUUGUUCCUCGAGCGACAUUGCUGGGCUCCUUCCUUUGUAAGAGGUGAGUUUUGGGCUGGAAUGUCUAUUAAUCCACACAGUGAAAGCAUGCAUGCAUUUUUUGAUGGAUAUGUAAGCCGGCAAACAACUCUGAAGCAAUUUGUUGAUCAGUACGAUCAUGCUUUGCAAUAUAAGGCUGAGAAGGAGUAUAUAGCUGACAUACAUUCAUCUAAUAACAGUCAGGCUUGUGUUACCAAAUCUCCAAUUGAGAGGCAGUUUCAAUCUGCAUACACUCAUGCCAAGUUUCUGGAGGUUCAACACGAGUUUGUUGGAAAGGCAGAUUGUAAUGUUUCUGUUGCCUCUGAUGAUGGUUCUGUUUGUUGCUAUAAUGUCAUUGAGGAUGUGAUAAUAGAGGAUAAACCUAAGGAAUCCGUGGUUGAAGUAAUAUAUAACAGGGUAGAUUGUGAUGUAAAAUGCAGUUGUCGCUUGUUUGAGUUCAGAGGUAUACUUUGUAGGCACUCACUUGCUGUACUGUCACAAGAGAGAGUGAAGGAGGUCCCCUGUAAAUAUAUUUUGGAUAGGUGGAGGAAAAAUAUUCGGAGGAAGUAUGCUUAUACCAAAACUAGCUAUGGUGUUCAGCAUUUUGAACCUCAUGGACAGAGGCUUGAACUGUUAUGCAAUCAAUUCAACAGUAUUGCUGCUGUUGCUGCAGAAUUUGAGGAUACAAGUUCUUUUGUGAAGGAUAACCUAUGUAACUUAAAGGAGAAACUUGAAACAUGGACAACCUUAUUGAGGAAGUCAUCUCAGGUGGAUGUAGAGAAAAGUAAUUAUAUGAUAGAUUGAAAUGAAGUUUUGUAGGAUAAAAUCUUGUUUUAACUCAUGUAAAUAUGAUUAACUUUGAUUUUAAUCUGUAAAAAAGUUUCUGUAAAA